AUGAAGUGGAAUAUAUUUAGAUCUAAAAAAGACACCAAUAUGGAAUAUGUGGAUCGAACAGAGAGGGUUUUUUGUACUAGAAAACAUUGUACUGAAGCAUGUAUACCCAAAAAAGAUGAAUAUAAAAUUUGGGUAGAUUUUCUUUCAAGUAAGGAAUGUGAAAGAAAAUUGUUUUAUGAAAAUAUAGCAAGACUACCUUAUAAUUACAGAACAUCAGUUUAUUUAAAAUGCGUAUGUAAUAUAGAAGCUGCUAAAGAAAAAUUAAAAAUUAUUUUUGAAAGUAGUGAUCCAGAUUCAAAAAUUACAUCUGAUCAUUUAAACAAAGAAUUUGAUAAUAUUCCAAAUAAGGCAAUAGAAUUUGAUUCACAUAUUUUAAGAAAAAUAUUUGAAUUAACAAAGAUAUAUAAUUUAAGUAACGAAGAAGAGAUCUUUGACGUUUUUAAAAGAAUGUUUUUGAUGUAUGGAAUAAAUGAAGAUAUCUUACCAUUGAUUAUAAAUUUUAUAAAAAUACCAAAUAUGAAUGGAGAAAGGUUAAUAUUAAUAUUAAGUCAUUUAGUAGAAAAUUAUGGUUUAUUGGAGGCAUAUGAUUUUAAAUAUGAAGAGGUAGAAGAUCAUCAACUAUUGAAUUUAAAGAAUAACAGAAAAAUAAAAGAAGAAAUUAAUAAUACAAAAAGUGUUUUUGAAAAAAUAAUUAAUGAGGAAUUUGAAACCUUCAUUUGGUUAACAGAUUUAGUAUUUGCUACAAAUAUGACAUAUUUAAAUUUAAUAGAAGAAACUGAAAAGUUUUCAAAAAGUAAAGAUCAGAAUGAACUUUUACAAGUAUUAAGAAGUAAAUCAAAUGCAAAGUUUUAUAAAAUAAAACCACACAUGAACAGUAAAUACACCUAUAAAAAAAGGGAACAAAAUUACUUUGAUUUUCUUGUUGUACAGAAUGAACUAAUAAAAGCACAAGAAAGACUAAAGAUAGAGUAUGAAACAAAGAUAGCAGAAUUAGAAAGAAAAAUCAGUGAAAAUAAAUAA
Messenger RNA from Hepatospora eriocheir, 1020 nucleotides. The record is from the annotation of a GenBank genome assembly. Lineage: Eukaryota; Fungi; Microsporidia; Hepatosporidae.